This is a messenger RNA of Macaca mulatta (Rhesus monkey), 584 nucleotides long. The record is from RefSeq and is a predicted model, not a curated record. NCBI's taxonomy places the organism in Eukaryota, Metazoa, Chordata, Mammalia, Primates, Cercopithecidae.
CCUCCCUCACUCUUGUCAGAGUAGGAGCUUUAGGCAGUGCCUUCAACUCUGAGCUCAGGCAUCCUGGACCCUGUUUUUGCGGUUAAGGACUCUAAAGUGUUGUGGGUGUUGAUCAAGUUUUUCUCAACCUCCCUGGCUCUACCUCUUCUGCCACAAACGUCAGCAUGGUGGUAUCUGCCGACCCUUUGUCCCGCGAGAGGGCAGAGAUGAACAUCCUAGAAAUCAACAAGGAAUUGCGCUCCCAGCUGGCAGAGAGCAAUCAGCAGUUCCGAGACCUCAAAGAGAAAUUCCUUAUAACUCAAGCUACUGCCUACUCCCUGGCCAACCAGCUGAAGAAAUACAAGUGUGAAGAGUACAAAGACAUCAUAGACUCUGUGCUGAGGGAUGAACAGCAAUUCACAGAGAAGCUGGCAGAGAAGCUCAGGCAAGCUGAGGAGCUCGGGUGAGUAGGCCCCAUUGGGGGCAGGCAGAGGGGCAGGAGUGUGAAUCUCUGAAGUGCAGCAACUCAGCUGGGAGAACUAAGAGCUAAGCUGGGCCAUGACAAGGGCAGGCAUUUACAUGGCAGGCACAUGUCACACAAAUAU